AUGGCCAAACCCGUCUCUAUCCUGGUCACGGGCUUCGGGCCCUUUGAUGAAGCUGGACCCGGCAAUCUGUCAUAUUCGAUCGUGACGACGUUGCCCAAAUUCCUACCGGCGACUCGGUCAAGCCAGAUCCCCGUGCGCAUCGUCGCCCAUCCCUACGACAUACCUGUGAUAUACAACGAGGUCCAUACACUCGUACCGCGCCUCUACGAGGCCUACAGCCACGAGGUCGAUAUAUGGCUGCACUUGGGAAUGCGCCCCGGCCAGAACUCGUACUCGAUCGAACUAGUCGGCCAUCGUGAUGGCUUCGAUGAGGAGAAGGACAUCACAGGCCAAACGCUCUCCGCAGAGGAAAGCAACUCGUACUUCCCGGACUGUCCUCAGCGCCUUGAAGGGACGCUUGACACCGAAGACAUCUUUGCUCGUUGGCGCUUUGAGUUGCUCGAUGCGCCAGAGGUGUCUCCGCAACUUGGCUCCGUACGCAUCCGCAAAAGUACCGAUCCGGGCCAUUUCAUUUGCGACUUUCUUUACUAUUCCGUUCUCGCUGAGCACUGGAAGAGAAAGAAUGGUGUCGACGGUGGCCCGCGCCCGCCAGACUUGAUGCCUGUCGCGUUUUUGAAUGUUCCGACAGAGAAUUCUGUAGAAGAGCUGCGGAGAGCCAGGCAUGUCACCAUGUGCCUCUUGCAAGCUCUGGCCGAGAGUUGGACUUUGAAAAGAGAUGGAGCAGGGAAUCAUAACGGGGCCUCCACGUCUUGA
Messenger RNA from Aureobasidium namibiae CBS 147.97, 753 nucleotides. Its product is annotated as peptidase C15, pyroglutamyl peptidase I-like protein. The record is from RefSeq and is a predicted model, not a curated record. The transcript has 2 exons. NCBI's taxonomy places the organism in Eukaryota, Fungi, Ascomycota, Dothideomycetes, Dothideales, Saccotheciaceae. The coding region runs from base 1 to 753 and encodes 250 amino acids. Gene Ontology annotation, biological process: proteolysis.